Molecule: messenger RNA, 1714 nt
Organism: Humulus lupulus (European hop)
Lineage: Eukaryota; Viridiplantae; Streptophyta; Magnoliopsida; Rosales; Cannabaceae
Product: serine/threonine-protein kinase/endoribonuclease IRE1-like
Exons: 7
Coding region: 80-1309 (409 amino acids)
Biological process (GO): intrinsic apoptotic signaling pathway in response to endoplasmic reticulum stress; protein phosphorylation; mRNA processing
Cellular component (GO): IRE1-TRAF2-ASK1 complex
Molecular function (GO): RNA endonuclease activity; protein serine/threonine kinase activity; ATP binding
Source: RefSeq, a predicted model, not a curated record
CCUAGCUAAUUCUGUCUCUCUCCAAAAAUUGAGUCUUUCUUUUCAGAAUUUUAAUGAGUUCAUUAUCAUCAUCAUCUAUAUGUCUCAAAUCCAUGAGGUUUAUUUUGGUCAAGAGUCGAGAGCUUCUUCUUCUUCUUCUUCUUCUUCUUCUUCUUCAGUAAUGGAGAUGACCAACUCUACAGAUUAUCAUGAUCAAACGGUGAUCGCUACCUCCACCACUUCAACAAAGACUGCCAAGAAGAAUUAUGAAGCUCAAUCCAUAUGGUAUAUUUUGUGGAAUAAGUUUUGGAGAAGGGUUCGCUGUUGGAAAUGUAAUGAGAUUCUAGUGAUUUCGGAGUAUGACCACCAAAUUCUCUACCUUUGUAAUUUGGGAGAAUUGAUCCAAAAGCAACAUAGUGGAACUGCUACUAAUGAAUUGAAACAAAUUAAACUCACCAAUCAAAAUGGUCGUCCAACAUCCAUCUGUUUGAAGUUUGUGAGGAAUUUGUGUGGUGCGCUUGUUGGUUUACACAAAUCGGGAAAAAUUCAUGGGAAUUUGAAUCCUGGAAAUGUGUUAAUAAAAAAAGAAAUCAAAGGUUUUCGUGCAGAACUUGCCAACAAUAGUUUCAUUUCAUCGAGUUCAUAUCAUUCUACUGAUUGUGGCAAAUUUGGUUGGGAAGGAGCAGAAGGUAGGGUUAAGAAAGCAGAGAGUGACAUAUUUGGUUUAGGUUGUGUGAUUUUUUUUCUCAUCACAAAUGGUAGGCAUCCAUUUGGUGAUGACCCUUCUCUUCGUGAACACAACAUUAAACAAAACAACAUUGUCAACCUCUCUCUUUUGAAGGAUUUUCCUGAAGCUUUUCAUCUUCUUUCUCAUAUGUUAAGCCCCUUACUUAACUACAGGCCAUCCGCAAUGAAGGUGUUAAAGCAACCAUUAAUGUGGAAAUCAAGGAAGAAGCAAGCAUUUUUAUGUGACACCAGUGACCUAGGAAAAAACAACUCUCUUCUUUCAGAUUCACUAGAAGCAAGUAUAAUCGAAGGGGUUUCAAACACGUGUUGGAACCAAAAUAUUCAUGAGGAUAUAAUCACUCACAUGCGUAAUUAUCAUCGAUAUGAUUUUGCGAGUGUUCGAUCCUUAUUGCGAUUUAUACGAAAUAUGUCCAUUCAUUAUAAACAACUUUCCCCACAUAUUAUGAACCUGAUUGGAGUGAAGGACCGUGAUGACUUGUUUGAUGGGUACUUUGCAAGACUAUUUCCAAAUCUUUUCAUGAUGGUUUAUAAGCUUGUAGAGGUUAACUGUAGCGAAGAGAGAGGCUUCAAAGAGUAUUUUUGAAGGUACGCUGCUUGGAUCUUAGGCUCUCUUCCUAAAGGUAAUUAAGGCAGAAAGUGAAAUUUGAGAGUAGCAAAUCUUUAUUUUAAUCUCCCUCCCACCCUUAAGAAAAAAAAAACCCCAAAAAAAACAAGUAAAAAACCCAAAAAAAAAGAGGAAGACCAAGAAAGAAAAGUCUGCCUGAACACUCUAUGAGAAUGGAAUUUCUGAAUAUUCAGGUUGUUCUAUAUAUAUGGGAUGUUAUAUGUUUAUAUAGUUUAUUUACUUUCACAUUUUAGUUUGAAUUUCAUUCCUAGAUGCUCUAAUGGUCUAGUUGAUUAUGUUUUCUAUCUAGGGAGCUGUCCCCCUUUGUGGCUGCUUUGUUUUAGUUUAAUGAAUUCAAUGCUCUUUUAGUUAGGAAAAAAUAUA